This is a messenger RNA of Pungitius pungitius (ninespine stickleback), 2160 nucleotides long. It is a transcript of the gene prlh2r, whose product is annotated as prolactin releasing hormone 2 receptor. NCBI's taxonomy places the organism in Eukaryota, Metazoa, Chordata, Actinopteri, Perciformes, Gasterosteidae. Gene Ontology annotation, cellular component: plasma membrane; neuron projection. The record is from RefSeq and is a predicted model, not a curated record. The coding region runs from base 180 to 1448 and encodes 422 amino acids. Gene Ontology annotation, biological process: G protein-coupled receptor signaling pathway. Gene Ontology annotation, molecular function: neuropeptide Y receptor activity; neuropeptide binding. The transcript has 3 exons.
CUCAGUGCUGGAGGAGAGAGAGAAAGAAAGAGCUCACCUCUCUAUUCCAAAGAGAGUGGGCUGCAGUGAUGAGGUGAGCCGGCACAAUGAGACAUCCAUCGGACAGAAGACACAAAUUCAUUCUGGAUCGUCCAAGUCAUUAAAAAAUGUGACUGACAUCUCUCAGAGAUCCGGCAGCUAUGGACUGGGAGAAGUCAUUGAACCGAUCCAGGGUGAACUCCUCUACUGCAGCCUCUUCGUCAUCUCCAACCACAUCUGACUUUUCUUCCUCCUUCUCCUCCUCCUCCUCCUCCUCCUCCUCAACCUCCUCCUCCUUAUCCUGCUGCAACUCCUCUCACCUCCUCUUCUCCACCUCCCCGGUCCCUUCCUUUUCUGGCCUGGACCUCCUGUUUCACCUGAAGCCCGUCUUCAUCCCCCUCUACUCUGUGGUGGCGCUGGUCGCCUGCUCCGGAAACCUCCUCCUCCUCUUCCUCAUCUGGCACAACAAGAAAAGACACAACACCACAAACUUCCUCGUCGGCAACCUGGCACUGGUGGACCUGGUCAUGAGCGUCUUCUGCGUCCCUUUGACUGCGUCCUACGCCUUUGACCGGCGCGGAUGGGUGUUUGGCGCCCACUUGUGCCAUUUCGUCACCGUGAUGCAGUCCGCGGCCGUGUACGCGGCGUGCCUCUCCCUCACGGCCAUCGCGGUGGACCGCUACGUGGUCGUGGCCUAUCCCAUCCGCAAAAGGGCAGGGGGCCAGUAUUGCUGGGGCCUGGUGGUCGCCAUAUGGCUGUGCUCGCUGGCUUUAUCCGCACCCACGGCGCUGCACACCGUGCACCUGGACCUGCGGGUCGCGGGGCUGCAGAUGGCCGUUUGCGAGGAGUUCUGGGACGGCCAGGAGCGAGGGCGGCUGAUCUACUCCUGCUUCAUACUCCUCUUCUCCUACUUUGUCCCGCUGGCCGCUGUCUCCGUUUCCUACUGUGCCAUAUCCCACCAGCUGAGGCGGAGGACCACGUCGGGAUUGACGGCGUGUCAGGAGUUGAGAUCUGAAGGGCCUGCAUGGAGCAGACGGAGGAGGAAGACCUUCUAUCUGCUGUUGGCGUCCGUCCUGUGUUUUGCCUUCUCGUGGCUUCCCUUGCAGGUGGUGAAUCUGAUCCAUGACCUGGACACAGAUUUCUCCAUCCUAGGGAAGGAUUACAUCAACAUCAUCCAGGUGUCCACUCACCUGCUCGCCAUGAGCUCCGCCUGCUACAACCCUUUCAUUUACGCCUCGUUUCACCAAAAAAUCCUCACCUACCUGUGCGGCCCCUUAAUUCUGCGCAAAGGAAGAACAGGAAAGGACGAGGGCCGCCGGUCCAACACCCUGACGAUGGCGCUGCACAGGGUGCAGCGCCAUCGCGCCUCCAACGUGGCAGCGGAUUCAACGCCCGCGAAUGGCGCCAUUCCUCGAGACAUUUACGCAUAAAAGCUGCUUUGCUUGAAAAAAGCUGUUCUUUUUCCCCCCGGGAAGGACACUUAUCAAGGCAAGUCUUCUUCACUUCAUAUAAAACCUGAAUCUCUCCUCUAAUCAGUGCUCGUGUAAACGCUAGACGCAACCCUUGUUUUAAUUAUACACCGAUUUCUAGAUAUUUGUAUCCGCAUGCUUUUAAUUCCGUUCAUAUCAUUGGUUUGAAUCGUUUCGCAUGUUUUGAUUAUCUGUGGAUUUGUUGAGGUGUUGCGGCAGAUGGGGUUUUGUUCGUCGCCUGCCUUAUUUUUACAAGAGACUGCUGGUGCGUGUUGUAAUUGUCUGCAGCUGCGCCAGUCGCCUUUAGGAAGCCCGGUGGGGUCGAUGGGCGGGAGGCCUUCAGCAGAUGGAGCAGCACGGAGGUGGAUUGGAUGAUUUUAUUAGUUUUGUGAACAGUUGUUUUAAGAGUUUCAUGAAUUUGUCCGGCAUUUAGCUUAUAAAUUCUUUAGCGCCUCGUCCUCUUGGCAGUAAUUCGUCUCGCACGUGCCGGCUCAAUUUGGUGUCCUUUUUCCUUGUUUGUCUUUUUAAGUAGAGGUGCAGCUUUUUUAGCGGUUUUACGGCUGUGUGAGAUCUCUGGGAAUACUUUUAGAUUCAGUCAGUUUAGACCGUGUUUUAUAUUGAGGUUAUUAACUCUAGUUUAAUAAAUGAUCUUGCUUUAAAAUCAUAGGUUUUG